This is a messenger RNA of Myotis myotis, 1393 nucleotides long. RefSeq names its product tektin 1 (gene TEKT1). The record is from RefSeq and is a predicted model, not a curated record. The transcript is spliced from 8 exons. NCBI's taxonomy places the organism in Eukaryota, Metazoa, Chordata, Mammalia, Chiroptera, Vespertilionidae. The coding region runs from base 132 to 1388 and encodes 418 amino acids. Gene Ontology annotation, biological process: cilium movement involved in cell motility; cilium assembly. Gene Ontology annotation, cellular component: nucleus; microtubule cytoskeleton.
GUUUACCUUCGUCUUCUGCGAGAGCCGGGAACUGCAGUUGGGAUUAGGAGGCUCUUAUUCCGAGCAGGUGUAGUUGUUCUUCGUGGCGCUGCGGAUUUUACUUAAUCUAGAAGAAGUCUGCCUUUGGUCAAAUGGCCAAACUACUCCAAGCCCCACCGAAGUUCCUGCGCUCCGAGUGGCACCUUGCUAACAAGAGCCAGUACCACAAAGCGGAGGCUGAAAGGUCCCGGUCCGAACGCCUGGUGGCAGAGAGCCAGAGGCUGGUGGAUGAAAUCGACAAGUCCACGAGAAAAUCUCAAAGCGAUGUGAACAAGAAGCUAGAACAGAGACUUGAGGAAGUCAAAUUCUGGAAGAAGGAGUUAGAUGACAAACUUGAGCAGCUUGUGUACGCGACCGAAGAUCUACUCGCAUAUCAGACCAGAUUGCGGAAAGCCCUGGAGAGCCUGAAAGAGCCCUUGCAUAUCACACAGAGGUGCCUGGAGUACAGGGAGCAGCGAGUGGGCAUCGACCUGGUGCACGAUGAAGUCGAGGAGGAGCUACUGAAGGAGUACGAGGUGAUCCAGGGGGUGAUAGCCCUGCUGACCCGCACCCUGGAGGAGACCACCGAGCAGAUCAGGCUGAACCGCUCUGCAAAGUACUAUCUCGAAAAGGAUUUGAAAGACAAGUUUGUGGCCCUGACCAUUGAUGAUAUCUGCUUCUCACUCAACAACAACUCGCCAAACAUCAAAUAUUCUGAGAAUGUCGUGCGGGUUGAACCAAACUCCGUGAGCCUGGAAGACUGGCUGGACUUCUCCAACACCAACGUGGAGAAGGCUGACAAGCAGCGGAACAACUCCCUGAUGCUGAAGUCUCUGGUGGACCGAGUCCUGUCCCAGACGGCCAGCGACCUGCGCAAGCAAUGCGACGUGGUGGACACGGCACUGAAGAACGGGCUGAAGGACACCAAGGACGCCAGGGACAAGCUGGCUGGUCAUUUGGCCAAGGUCAUGGAAGAGAUUGCUUCCCAGGAGAAAAACAUUGAAUUUCUUGAAAAAGCCAUCCUGGACCAAGAAGGGCCUGCCAAGGUGGCUCAUACACGCCUGGGGACCAGGACGUGCCGUCCUAAUGUGGAGCUGUGUCGCGAUAUGGCCCAGUACAGGCUGAUCAGGGAGGUUCAUGAGAUCACCAACAACAUUGCAAGAUUAAAGGAAACAUUAGCCCAAGCUCAGAUGGAGCUGAAAGGGCUGAACCGCCGACAGCUGGCCCUGCAGGAGCAGAUCCAGAUCAAAGAGAACACCAUCUACAUCGAUGAGGUGCUGUGUGUGCACAUGAGAAAGUCCAUCCCGCUGCGGGACGGGGACGACCACGGGGAGUGGGCCGGGGGCCUCCGCCCGGACGCUGUCUGCUAAAAGUA